Wickerhamiella sorbophila is the source of this 444-nucleotide messenger RNA. Its product is annotated as Inhibitor of growth protein 5. The coding region runs from base 1 to 444 and encodes 147 amino acids. The record is from RefSeq and is a predicted model, not a curated record. The transcript has a single exon. Lineage: Eukaryota; Fungi; Ascomycota; Dipodascomycetes; Dipodascales; Trichomonascaceae.
AUGCACCAUGAAGUCGCCCGGUCGGUCCAAUUGAUUGAGAACCUAGACCCUGCGGGCUCUCAGAUCGCCGAGAUGCUUGGGCAGGCCAGCGACUCGUUUGUCAAGUCCAGCUUCCGCCCCGCGGAGACUGACUCGGCCGACAACGCGAAUGCGGUUGCCGAAGCAGACCACCUGAUCAGCUUCUUGACGGCCCGCAUCGACUUUCUCAACCGGCUGGUUCCUAAAAACACGCGUCGCCCGCCGAAGAACACCGAGCCAGUGUAUUGUAAAUGCAGAAAACCGGCGUUCGGCGAAAUGGUCGGCUGCGACGACCCAGACUGCCCCUACGAGUGGUACCAUAUGGCCUGUGUAGACAUUACUGUGGCUCCUAAGGGCAAGUGGUUUUGUCCGACUUGCCGCGAGAGGAUUGGGCUCAAGUCACCCAAGAAACGCCAGCUAUAUUAA